AUGGAAGUUGAUCUUCAAAUAAAAAAAUAUAUAGAAAGAGCCCUAGAAGAACAAAGUUUUCGCAUAUGUGAAAUUACACUAACCGGAUCUUCCGAAAUAUCUGAUGGAUAUGCUUCAAACAUUACUUUCGCUACGGUUUUGGCUGCUACAAACGAAAACAUCACGAAAACUAUUGAAGUAGUUGUUAAGAGCAGCAAGAAAGACUUCGUUCAAACUAACCGGAAUGUAUACGAGAGAGAAACAUACUUCUACAAAACUAUUUUGCCAGAAUUUACUAGAUUUCAGAAACAAAAUAACGAUACAGACCGCAAAAUUCCAUCAAAGGUUGCUAUCAUUGAUUGGCAAGCGUCACGACUGCAUUCUCCAGUAUUGGACUUGUCAUUCUUCAUCUACAGUACCUGCUCAGAAGAACAACUGAGACAUUUUGAUGAGUUAUUAGAUACCUACCACACCAGCUUUUCUAUGUUCCUAAGAGAAUUGGGAUGCGAUCCAGAAAAGCUAUUCCCUUACUCUGCCUUGGUAAGGCACUGGCAGAAAUAUUCCUUACAGGCAUUUUUACUAGUGACCAGUUUUCUUCACAUACCUAUAUGUGAAAAGGAAGAAGCACCAGAGCUGGAAACUCUAGAUGGUUUCUGUGAAAACAUAAUGAACAUGAAAAUUACUAAUGAAGUUGAAUAUAGAAAAAGGUUGAUCGCUAUAAUUAGUCAUUAUUAUAAUUACACUUGGACAUAGAUUUUAUUAAUUUAUUUUAUAUUUACUUUUAUUAAUACGAAAAUAAUAUAUACAAUUACUAAGUAUAAAGUGUUAUUGUAUCUAAACUAAAUGAUACUCCUAGUUGAUCUAACGCAUAAUAUAUCAAGUAAUAUAUUUUGCACCAAAAGAUGAAAAUACCGUUUUGUUCGUAAGUAAACAAAUUAUCCACGAAAGAAUAAGAAAAGUAUUUAAUCUUGUGUUGGAAAUGCAAGUCUUUCUACCGAUGUACGAGGUAUCUCAGAAGAGUUAGAACACCGCUUGUACUCAGGAUAAGACGAUUUAAAUCCACUUGCAAAUAUACAAAAAUCAAGACACACUAGGAUGUAUCCCCUGAAUCACGAAACAACAUUUUUUAGUAUCUUUCUUAAACUAUUAGAGAUUAUUGACACUUUUUAUUUGGUACACGUCUUUAUAUUAUGUAAUAUAUU
Molecule: messenger RNA, 1181 nt
Organism: Anoplophora glabripennis (Asian longhorned beetle)
Lineage: Eukaryota; Metazoa; Arthropoda; Insecta; Coleoptera; Cerambycidae
Exons: 2
Coding region: 1-732 (243 amino acids)
Source: RefSeq, a predicted model, not a curated record